Aedes aegypti (yellow fever mosquito) is the source of this 739-nucleotide messenger RNA. It is a transcript of the gene Rpb8, whose product is annotated as DNA-directed RNA polymerases I, II, and III subunit RPABC3. Gene Ontology annotation, cellular component: RNA polymerase II, core complex; RNA polymerase I complex; RNA polymerase III complex. The transcript has 2 exons. NCBI's taxonomy places the organism in Eukaryota, Metazoa, Arthropoda, Insecta, Diptera, Culicidae. Gene Ontology annotation, molecular function: DNA-directed RNA polymerase activity. The coding region runs from base 251 to 703 and encodes 150 amino acids. The record is from RefSeq and is a predicted model, not a curated record. Gene Ontology annotation, biological process: DNA-templated transcription.
AAACGUCAAAAUCGCGUGCGACUGCGAUUCGUGUCUGUAAACAACGUUCAAGCGCGAUUGAUUGACUAGCAUUUUAUUCAUUAAUUUCACUGCAAAAUCUUGGAAAUUUAAGCAAAAAGGCAAUUUUGUACCUUUAGUGAACAAGUAGUGAAAUAAGUUAAUUGUUAUUACUUCACAAACUUUUGUUCCGACGCGACCGGCCUUCCGGAAAAGUAACCUCAAUCUGCACAACUGAUCAUCAGCCAGCACAAUGUCCGGAAUUCUGUUUGAGGACAUCUUCAACGUCAAGGACAUGGAUCCGGAAGGCAAGAAAUUCGACCGUGCCAGCCGGUUACACUGUGAAUCGGAGUCCUUCAAAAUGGACCUGAUUCUGGACAUCAACUCUUGGCUGUACCCGAUGGAGCUGGGGGACAAAUUCCGUCUGGUUUUGGCCACGACUCUGCACGAAGAUGGAACACCUGCAAGUAUGGAGUACAAUGCCGCGGAAAUCGAGGGAUCCCGUGCGGACAGUUUCGAGUACGUAAUGUUCGGGAAGGUUUACCGGAUCGAAGGAGAUGACGCUCAGCUGGAAUCGGCCAACAGACUUUCGGCAUACGUUUCGUUCGGCGGAUUACUGAUGCGACUCCAGGGCGACGCCAACAAUCUGCACGGCUUCGAAAUCGAUCAGCACAUGUACUUGCUGAUGAAGAAGUUGGCUUUCUAGAAACGGACUAAAUAUAAUUCUUUAAUAUUAACGAAA